Messenger RNA from Empidonax traillii (willow flycatcher), 3805 nucleotides. RefSeq names its product adaptor protein, phosphotyrosine interacting with PH domain and leucine zipper 1 (gene APPL1). Gene Ontology annotation, cellular component: endosome membrane; cytoplasm. Lineage: Eukaryota; Metazoa; Chordata; Aves; Passeriformes; Tyrannidae. Gene Ontology annotation, molecular function: identical protein binding. The record is from RefSeq and is a predicted model, not a curated record. The transcript has 22 exons. Gene Ontology annotation, biological process: signaling. Bases 70 to 2196 code for a protein of 708 amino acids.
UCCGGGCGGGCCCGCGGGGGGAGCGGAGCGGCAGCGGCAGCGGAGCCUCGGCCUGGCCCGGCCGCCGCCAUGCCCGGCAUCGACAAACUGCCCAUCGAGGAGACGCUGGAGGACAGCCCGCAGACCCGUUCUCUGCUGGGAGUGUUUGAAGAAGAUGCUGCUGCAAUAUCCAAUUACAUCAAUCAGUUAUUUCAAGCCAUGCACAGAAUAUAUGAUGCACAGAAUGAGUUAAGUGCAGCAACUCAUCUGACUUCAAAGCUUCUGAAGGAAUAUGAGAAACAGCGCUUCCCACUCGGGGGAGAUGAUGAAGUCAUGACUUCCACUCUGCAGCAAUUUGCAAAAGUGAUUGAUGAGCUCAGCUCUUGCCAUGCAGUUCUUUCAACUCAGCUUGCAGAUGCAAUGAUGUUUCCUAUUACCCAGUUUAAAGAAAGGGAUCUAAAAGAGAUAUUAACUCUAAAAGAAGUUUUCCAAAUUGCAAGCAAUGACCAUGAUGCUGCCAUUACCAGAUACAGUCGGUUGUCAAAGAGAAGGGAAAAUGAAAAGAUCAAGGCUGAAGUUACAGAAGAUGUAUAUACUUCCAGGAAAAAACAGCAUCAGACGAUGAUGCAUUAUUUCUGUGCAUUAAAUACUCUCCAGUACAAAAAGAAAAUUUCUCUGCUGGAACCCUUGCUAGGAUACAUGCAAGCUCAGAUAAGCUUUUUUAAAAUGGGUUCAGAAAAUCUUACCGAGCAACUGGAAGAGUUUUUGACCAAUAUUGGCACGAGUGUACAAAAUGUUCGCAGGGAAAUGGAUUGUGAAGUAGAAAACAUGCAACAAACCAUAGAGGACUUGGAAGUGGCGAGUGAUCCACUGUAUUUGCCUGAUCCUGAUCCUACAAAAUUUCCUGUUCACAGGAAUCUGACACGGAAAGCUGGCUAUCUCAAUGCAAGAAAUAAGACAGGGCUGGUAUCUUCCAGUUGGGAGAGACAGUUUUACUUCACCCAAGGUGGAAAUCUGAUGAGCCAGGCCAGGGGUGAUGUAGCUGGGGGGCUUGUCAUGGACAUAGACAACUGCUCGGUGAUGGCUGUGGACUGUGAGGACAGACGGUACUGCUUCCAGAUAACGUCAUUCGAUGGCAAAAAGUCUUCAAUCUUGCAGGCAGAAAGUAAAAAGGAUUAUGAAGAGUGGAUAUGCACUAUAAACAACAUAUCUAAACAGAUAUAUCUAAGUGAAAACCCUGAGGAAAUGGCUGCCCGUGUCAAUCAGUCAGCCCUGGAGGCUGUCACUCCAUCUCCCUCCUUCCAGCAGAGGCACGAGAGCAUGAGGCCAGCUGGACAAUCCCGUCCCCCUGCAGCUCGUACCAGCAGCACAGGCUCCCUGGGAUCUGACUCAGCAGCUUUAUCAGCACUUUCCUUGGAUUCACUCGUUGCCCCAGACACUCCCAUACAGUUUGACAUCAUAUCUCCAGUUAGUGAAGAUCUGCCUGGCCAAGCAAAGUCUUCAGGGCAAUCGGGCAGACGCACAAAUCCUUUUGGUGAAUCUGGAGGCUCAAAAUCUGAAACAGAAGAUUCAAUCCUUCAUCAGUUAUUUAUUGUAAGAUUUCUUGGCUCCAUGGAGGUGAAGUCUGACGAAAGCCCAGAUGUUGUUUAUGAAACAAUGCGUCAGAUCCUGGCGGCUCGUGCCAUCCAUAACGUUUUCAGGAUGACAGAGUCACAUUUGUUAGUCACCUGUGACUGUUUAAAGUUAAUUGAUCCACAGACACAAGUGACAAGACUACGGUUCCCUCUGCCCAGUGUAGUGCUCUGUGCCACACACCAGGAGAAUAAACGCCUGUUUGGAUUUGUGCUCCGAACCUCAGGAGGGAGAGCUGAGAGCCGCCAGACUUCCAUCUGCUACAUAUUUGAAUCAAAUAAUGAAGGGGAAAAGAUUUGUGACUCUGUUGGACUGGCCAAACAGAUAGCUUUUCAUGCAGAACUGGAUCGAAAAGCAACAGAAAAGCAGAAAGAAAUAGAGCGAGUCAAAGAGAAACAACAGAAAGAACUGAAUAAACAAAAGCAAAUUGAAAAGGACUUGGAGGAGCAGAGCCGGUUGAUUGCUGCUUCCAGCAGAUCCAACCAGAGCAGUGGAGAAGGACAGUUUGUAGUCCUGAGCAGUAGCCAGUCAGAAGACAGUGAUUUAGGAGAAGAUGGAAAGAAGAAGAGAGAAUCCGAAGCCUAAGGCUGCCCACUUCAUUAAAAUUGGAAUCAUGGAUAUAUCUGGUAAAAUGGCACAAGUUCUACAACAAGUGAAAUGUAGGUGGUGGGUCUGUUGUAUUAUAGAAAAGACUUCUCAAUAUAUAGACCCUAUUAUGCCUUGAUUUUUAUUUCUCAGUUAAGUGAUUUCCAUUUUCCUGUCAGUAUAAUUUCUCUUCCAUAUGCCAGAUGAAGCAUGGUGACGCUGCCAUGUUUAUUACAAAUUUAUGUUUUCUCAAGGCUUCUCUGCAGUAUGGAAAAAAAAAAAGUGGGUUUUUUCCCCACUUACUUCUCUGUGCAAUUAACUGCUUUUGAAGCAAAACUUAAAACUCCCCUGGGGCUUCAGCAGUACAUGAAACUCAUUCUAUCCACUGCACUAUGGAGAACACCUUGCUGGAAACAGAAGUGAAUGUCCAAAUAAGACAGUGCUAAGCUUUACCCAAUUUGUUGCACAUAACUGUUCUUAGAUUUAGAAAGAAAAAUCCUUAUUAACAUCAGUGAGAUGUGCAAUAGUUCUAGACAGAAGGAUCUUUUUUGUUUCGUUUUGCACUGUAUGAUAUUGCAUUGGGGUCUUUUUGGGGUGAUUAUAAUGCUGAAAGACUUCUUUCACCAGGAGAAAAAGAUACUGUCAGACCUAGAUGAGAGCUGAUGAGAUGCAGUUGAACUUUGCUGCCUGAGGAAAAGCAUUCCUCAUCAAAUGAUAGGAGCAAUGUGUACAGCCUGGGAGCACAAGUGCCAUGUUCUUGGUUUUUCCCCAGUCCUUGGAAUAAAGAGCUGUAAACCUUUGAGUUCACUUUUAUAAGACAUGCUUAGAGUUGCAAGAACAUCUUGAAUUCCAGUAAUCUUCGGCACGUGUAAAUGCCUUGAUGCCAGUACACUGCAUCUACUGCAAAGGAGUUGAGGCUCUGUAAGUCUUCCUAUAAAAAGGGAUUUUGCAAACAGAAUUUGCCAUUUUGGAAGUAAGAGAUGAUGAUAAUCCUACAUCCCAGAGUCAAUCCUGGAAAGCAUUUUUCAAAGCAGUGUCUGUUUACAGCUUGUAAUCUGCACUCCAUAGUCCAUACCCUGUGUAAUAUUUAUUUUGUAUAGUAUUAGAUGUGCAUUCACCUUUUGAUCCAGAAGAGAAAACUUGUUUGAAGAGAAAUAUUUAUUUUUGCACUAAUUACUAUAAAUAUUAAAAUCCAGUGGAACAGAAGAUAGAUAGCUCUCUAAUAGCGGCACGAAGAUAACAGGACAUGUAGAGAGAGAAGAAUAUACUUAUACUCCAAGUUAUAAUAUAACAGUUAUGAGUGGUUUACAGUUCAUUGCAGGGCAUUUCUGGUGUUCAGGAAUGGAAGCAAUUUUCAGAGUAAGCAAUUUUCAGAGUAUCUCCCCAGCAGCUGGUGAUGGCCCAGCCCUUCAGAGCUGGAGCUGCUCAGUGCUGAUGAAGUCAGUGAGGAAUCUCAGGUCACAGCUGCAGGUGCACAGAGGGCUCUCCUUGCACACUGGAGUGCCCUGCACUGGCUAAAGCAGCUCCUCCUGCCCUGGGUGCCGUGACUGCGUGUGCAGGAGGUCACUGAGCACUCCUGACACAGGGGAGAAGGGCAGCAGUGCCUGUC